CAGUGUGUGGAGACGUAAGGGAGGAGAAAAACCCCUAGUAAACCUGAGCGAAGCGUCUGAGGAGCAGUGCGAGGACCGUCGGCGGAAGGAUAGAACGCGGCUCUUCACACCCGGGGGACGCACGCUGACGGGAUUUAAUGACAUUUUGCCCCGGACGACUACCCCCUCCGACCCCCCCCCAAUACAUUUUGGUUCUGUAAACCUCGUCUCGCCGCCGCAGUAGCUGCGAACUUUCUGUCCAGUUAAGAAGUCCGCCGCUCGGGGAACACUGGGCAUGUUUUUGCGCCCCAGACGCAACUUGGUGACGGCGAAGAAAGUUUUGGGUGGGGGUUGAGGGGGGUGGGUGAGGUGGUGCACAGCGGUGUGCUUUUUCCGAGCUGUUUUGAAGGAUAACGAACGCGUGUGAACUGGGAUUUCUUUGCAUGGCGCUGGACUACGCUGCCGGUCGUGUGUGGAAUAUACCCUGUGAUCGGAGUUGAUGCCGGUUUGAUUGUGGAAUAGUAAACCGAGAGAAAGGCAGCGCCUCGCAGUCCCCUUUUCUCUCUCUCUCUCUCUUUUUUUUUUUUGGUGCAUUGUGCAGUUGGAGACAUUCCUCCCUUCAGAUUCAGCUCAUGCUCUCUCAACCAUUACCCGUGCAUGCCAAAACAGAGAUCUCCACGAUUCCUUCCUCCCUGCCCAGGUGAUUGGGUGAAUUCUGCUGAGUGACAGGCCGACCGGCAGCAGUUGAUGGUUGGGCGGACCCCCUCAGAUGGGAUCAGUGUCCAGGGGGAGGUGGAGAAGGGGGGCAUGGGGAGCGCUUGCCCCCACUAACGGGAUGGCCUUGUGGGCCUGGCUGCUGGCCGCUGUCCUGCUGUCCCUGCUGACCGUCAGCGUGGCCCGGCCGCCCCUCGCCGCCACCAAGGAGGAGGAGGCCGCUCAGAAACCUGAAGAACGGCCCCCUCACCGGCCCAUCCUCCAGGCCGGUCUCCCGGCCAACAUCACGGUUCACGUCGGGGAGGACGCCCGCUUCGUCUGCAAGGUCUACAGCGACGCCCAACCUCACAUCCAGUGGUUGAAACACAUCAGCCGGAACGGCAGUCGCUACGGCCCUGACGGACACCCGUAUGUCCAAGUGUUGAAGCGUUCAGGCAUUAACAGCUCCGACGUGGAGAUGCUCACCCUCACCAACGUGACGGAGAAAGAUGCUGGGGAGUAUAUCUGUAAAGUCUCCAAUUAUAUAGGCGAGGCCUGCCAGUCGGGCUGGCUGACUGUCGUUCCAGAGGCCGCAAACCGAAUUCCUACGCCCACGUUGUGCUCAGUGCACCCGGGGGAGUUGCUGAAGCUGAGCUGCCCUCUGUCGCCGCCGGGGACCAUCACCUGGACCAAAGACGGCAGCUCAGUGGGCACCAACAAUCGCACGGUCAUAGAGCAGGAGGUGCUGCAGAUCCGUGACGCCACGGCCAAGGAUUCAGGCCUGUACACCUGCACCAGCGUGGGCAAAAAAACAGUCUGCUUCAUAGUGAAUGUCACAGAUGCCAUCUCGUCGGGGGAUGACGAGGACGACAGUGAGCGAUCGGAGGACACCGGGGUGGACGAAGAGCAGAUAAGCGCUCCGUUUUGGACCUCGACAGCGAAGAUGGAGAAGAGGCUGCACGCGGUGCCGGCCGCCAACACGGUGAAGUUCCGCUGUGCCGCAGGAGGCAACCCCCGGCCCAAGAUGCGCUGGCUUAAAAACAGCAGGCCUUUCCGCCAAGAGGACCGCAUGGGAGGGUAUAAGGUGCGUAGCCAGCACUGGACCCUGAUCAUGGAGAGCGUGGUGCCCUCGGACAAGGGCAACUACACCUGUCUGGUGGAGAACGAGUUCGGCGCCAUCAACCACACCUACACCCUGGAUGUAGUGGAACGGUCCCCUCACCGGCCCAUCCUCCAGGCCGGUCUCCCGGCCAACAUCACGGUUCACGUCGGGGAGGACGCCCGCUUCGUCUGCAAGGUCUACAGCGACGCCCAACCUCACAUCCAGUGGUUGAAACACAUCAGCCGGAACGGCAGUCGCUACGGCCCUGACGGACACCCGUAUGUCCAAGUGUUGAAGACCGCAGGUGUUAACACCACAGAUAAGGAGAUAGAAGCUCUCUACUUGCCCAAUGUAACAUUUGAAGAUUCUGGGGAGUAUACGUGCUUGGCGGGUAAUUCUAUUGGGAUCUCCUAUCACACUGCUUGGUUGACGGUGCUUCCAGCGAUCGAGAAAUCCAUCGGGCCCUUUUCUCCAGACUAUGUGGAGAUCGCAAUCUACUGCGCAGGCGUCUUCCUCAUCGCCUGCAUGGUGGGGAUUGUGGUUGUUUGCCGCAUGAGGAACACCGCCAAGAAACCCGACUUUGGGGGCCAACCAGCUGUCCACAAACUGAGCAAGCAGAUCCCUCUGCGCCGCCAGGUAACAGUGUCGGCUGACUCCAGCUCUUCCAUGAACUCCAGUACGCCGCUGGUACGCAUCACGACGCGGCGGAGCUCAGCGCACGACGACCGGAUCCCCGAGUAUGACCUCCCCGAGGACCCGUGCUGGGAGUUUUCCCGAGACAGGCUGACCCUGGGCAAGCCCCUAGGUGAGGGUUGCUUCGGCCAAGUUGUGAUGGCCGAGGCCCUGGGCAUCGACAAGGACAAAACCAAGGACGCUGUAACGGUCGCUGUCAAGAUGCUGAAAGACGAUGCCACUGAGAAAGACCUGUCUGACCUGGUGUCAGAGAUGGAAAUGAUGAAGAUGAUCGGCAAACAUAAGAACAUUAUUAAUCUGUUGGGGGCUUGUACACAAGAAGGUCCUCUCUACGUGAUAGUGGAGUACGCCUCCAAAGGCAACCUGAGGGAGUACCUGCGGGCCCGCCGGCCGCCCGGCAUGGAGUACUCCUACGACAUCGCCCGGGUCUCAGAUGAACAGCUUACUUUCAAAGAUCUGGUCUCCUGCACUUAUCAGGUGGCCCGGGGCAUGGAGUACCUCGCAUCCCAGAAGUGUAUACACAGAGAUCUGGCAGCCAGGAACGUCCUGGUCACAGAGAGCAACUUUAUGAAGAUUGCUGAUUUCGGGCUGGCCAGGGACGUCCAUAACAUCGACUACUAUAAAAAGACAACCAACGGUCGCCUCCCGGUGAAAUGGAUGGCUCCGGAGGCGUUGUUUGACCGGGUCUACACACACCAGAGUGACGUCUGGUCAUUCGGGGUGCUGAUGUGGGAGAUCUUCACCCUCGGGGGAUCCCCCUAUCCUGGCAUCCCUGUCGAAGAGCUCUUCAAGUUGCUCAAAGAGGGACAUCGCAUGGAUAAGCCUGGCAACUGCACCAACGAGCUGUACAUGAUGAUGAAAGACUGUUGGCAUGCCAUCUCAUCGCACAGACCCACCUUCAAGCAGCUAGUAGAGGAUCUGGAUCGCAUCCUUUCCCUCAACACAAACGAGGUGAGCUCAUUUCACUCUUAUUCAAGUCCUGGGAUUCAGGGUGGUCGGAAAUCAUGCUGCACAAACCUUAACUUUUCCUGUCAAGUGUGAGUCCGGUAAUAAAACGGUACAUUCCUACACACAGUAACAUGCUUCUUAGUCCAAACUAAAUGAUUCUUGUGCCAGUGAAUGCAGGGUUCAGCAGAAUGUUGCUGGGAGCCUUAGAGCAUUAGCAUCUACAAAGCUGACAAAAGGCCUUCGUGGUGACCGAAAAAAUGUCCAGAUGUUUUGAUCCAGGCAUAACAUGGCCGCCACGGCCCGGCGGAGUUGCCCAAUCGUCACAUUCUGGCCUUGCUCCUUUCUAUGGCCAGAGUUUCUCUCCAUCCCCCGCUUCUUGUCUCGUGUGAUAUCCGAGGGCAGACCUGAGGAGAGCUCGUCGAUGGAAAGCUGUCAAGACUCGUCUGCUCAUGGAGCUGGAACUCCGUGAAAUUGAGCCAAAAAAAAAGGCCAAGUUUUAGUUUGAACUUUUGAAAUGUAACAAGGUGGCUUUUUCUAGCCUUUUCCCCCUCCUCCUCCUUUUCCUCUGCCCCAAACCGCUGGCAGAUGUGGAGGUCUUUAGUAAUACGAGACUUCUUGUGUUGAGGAGGGAAAAUGGAAGCCAGCGCUCUUUUUCUAGAAAAUCCCAAGACAUGUAACAGAGAUGAAGAGACGUAUAACAACCCCAUUACGUUGGGACGAGUCAGAAAUGAAUAACAGGAUUUCUUGAGGUUUUCAUUUUCCUUCAUCUUCUUUUGUGUGUGUGUGUGGGGGGGGGGGGGGAGGGGGGGCAGCGCUGCUGUCACACACUCGUACUGCCAUGCACACACACACACACACUGCGUGCUCACAAGAAGUCUUAAAGGAGAGGACGGGGACCCUACUGAAGCUGUUGUUGUUUUUAACUGACUGAAUGAUUUGACUUUCCCCAGGGACCCUCCUCCUCCUCCUCCUCCUCCUCCUCCUCCUCCUCCUCCUCCCUUCAUAACAACACACAGAUUUCAGAGUUUGGUUCUCACGUUAGGUUGCUUUUUUGUUGUCGAAGACAUUACUCAUUGAGUGAUCCCAUUCCAGCGGCUGGCAUUCCAAGACUGUUGUUUGCUCCUGGAGGAAAGUGUGGACCUGUGUGAACUCAAAAGGAACCGCGGGACUAGAAGAGGACGUCUAAUAGGAAAAGGACCGAGCUUCAACUAACAAAAGAGAGGAAUAGAAGCGGAGCACAUAUAGAAACAGUUUUCCUCUUUAUUUUGUAAUAUUGAUUGACUUUCUUGGUUCUCUUCAUAAAACCUUCCCAAUUAUUCUGGAGAGAAAUACACAGUGUAAUGUAUAGUGCUGGGUAUAUUUGUAAAUAUAUUCAAAAUGUAUAAAUAUAUAUAUUAUAUAUUUACAAUGAACUAUUUUUUGUAUGGACUCCGAAAUAACCCCAACCCUCUACACCCUAUUUUGAGUCUGAGGCAGGUAUUCUAACAGGUUACGUCACACACACACAGACAUGGAUACACACUUAAACGUACACAAACACCUGUUUUACUCCCACUCAGUAACACAGAGUAUUGGCUUUCAGGGACUGAGGUAGCAUGUUAAUUUAUUGACUUAUGUUUUUUUUAAAUGAAUCAAAAAGAGCCUGGAGAAAAAGAAGAACAACAUGGCAUAAAUGAUUACAUUAAUGAUGCUGAUAAUACAUAAAUAAUCCAUUCAAUUUAUGGUAAUUUAAAUGAUCUUUCAGCAGUAACAGAAAAAAACUAUUUUAGUGGGUUUGAAAAUCCAGGUUUUGUAAGUUUUAUAUAUAUGAAUGUGAAUAUUAAGUUAAAUUUAAAACAACUGUACAUUUUAUAGUCCGCUAAUCCCUUUCUUACGUAGAUGAUGAUGCCAUUUCUAUCCAGACAUUUUACUCUUUCUAAACUUGGUUUAAGGAAACAAGAUUUAUUCCUGGAUAUUUAUAUACGAUUGAUAGAAAAUAAUGGAAAUGCCUACUAGCAAUCCACUCUCAUUUUGACAAAAUAUAGACUCCAAAUUAACUCGACAGAAUUGAAAGCUGAAAAACAAAGUAUUAAAUCAUUCAAGUGUUUUUUUGUCUUUUUCUACUGGACCAACUUUAAGAUGCUCUUUUGCAAGUGUUCAUUCCACAUUUGCGAAAUAAAAGAUGGAAAAUGUA
Molecule: messenger RNA, 5588 nt
Organism: Gasterosteus aculeatus aculeatus (three-spined stickleback)
Lineage: Eukaryota; Metazoa; Chordata; Actinopteri; Perciformes; Gasterosteidae
Source: RefSeq, a predicted model, not a curated record